AUGAUCCCCUCUUCCGUCCACAAAACACUCGUUUUGCUUUCGUGCACGUUCUUGGGCCUCAUCUGCGGCACGCUCUACCUCUACCUGUCGUACAGCCCGCAAUUGGCGCAGCGGCUCCAGUACCUGGCCACUAACGCGCUGUCCAUAGCCUUGGUGGGCAGUCUCGGCGUGGCCGUGUCGGGCCCCAUGGCGGGGCUCGCCGUGGACAGAAAGGGGUACACGGGCGCGCUCUGCGCCGGCGGCUCGCUCAUUGUGUUGGGCUACUUCGUGCUUCGCCGCCAGUACACGCACACGUACCUGAACGUGGCGUUGUCGUGCCUCUGUCUCUUCUCCGUGGGCGCCGGGUCCACGUUGAUCAACCUGGCGUGCCUCAAGUGCUGUGCCGUGACGUUCCCGAGCCUCCGCGGCGUGGCCACGUCGUUGCCCUUGGCGCUCUACGGGCUCUCGGCGAUGUUCUACCUGGUGGUGGCGCUGGUGUUCUACGCGGGCGACACUGCGGGCUUCUUGCGCUUCUUGAUGGCGUCCGUGGCCGCUCUUUUUGCGCUCUGCAGCCCCUGUGUCAUGCUCUGCGACCGCAGGCCCUGCCUGUCCGGCCGCACCGUGCGGCUCGCCGACUCCAUCGAGAUGGUCAAUCUCCGCGGGCUUUCGGAGAUGAAAGGGGCGCUCUCGCCAUGCGCCACUCCCACAAGCGGGCCUGCAGACUUGCACGGUCUCGCGCUCCUUCGCCUGCCGCGCUUCUGGCUCCUCUUCCUCAUCACGGGCGCCAUGGCCUCCUUGGGCCAGAUGUACAUCUACUCGGUAGGCUACAUGGUCAAGGCGCUUGUGAUCCGCAACUUCGACAUCGAUGCGGCUGCGGCCACCAGCCUGUCUGUGGACAUGGUGAUCCAGAACCAACAGCAGGUGCAGGUCGCGCUCCUCUCCAUGACCAACUGCGUGGGCCGGCUCGUCGCGGGCGUGAUGGGCGACAUCAUCUCCCAAACGUUCCGCAAGCUGCGCGCCUGGCUUCUCUUUGUACCCGGCGUGGGCCUUGUGUGCACACAGGUCUUGGGCCAUGCCAUCACCAGCCACGAGUAUUUGGGUGUUGCGUCGAUGCUCUCGGGCUUUUUCUACGGCUACACGCUAUGUAUCAUGCCCACAAUCGUAGGCGAUGCGUUUGGAAUCGCCAACUUUUCAGGCAACUGGGGGCUUGUGGGGCUUGCGCCGGUCGUGCCCAGUUUCGUCUUGACAAACCUCUUUGGCAAGGUCUACGACUCGAAAUCGGCCGCGGGCGUCGAUGGCGUGUAUACCUGCACGUUGGGGAGCCGCUGCUACUCGCUGGUGUUCAACUUGAGCCUGGGUGUGUCGAUCUUGGCCUUACUAGUGGUGGGGGUGCUUAAUUUCGGUGACCGAUACUACACCAGUAGGGCGUUGGCGACAAAGGGGAAACUUGCGGGUUAG
Metschnikowia bicuspidata var. bicuspidata NRRL YB-4993 is the source of this 1437-nucleotide messenger RNA. RefSeq lists its product as uncharacterized. The transcript has a single exon. Gene Ontology annotation, cellular component: membrane. Bases 1 to 1437 code for a protein of 478 amino acids. The record is from RefSeq and is a predicted model, not a curated record. Lineage: Eukaryota; Fungi; Ascomycota; Pichiomycetes; Serinales; Metschnikowiaceae.